AUGACUGUUGCUGAGCUGCCCGCUCCUUUGACGAAGGGCAAGCGAUGGGCGAAGAAUGCGGCGGAAAGGGAACAGCAAAUACAGAGUGAAGCCAUUGCUAUCAAGGUGCUGCUUCCGGAUGUGUCAGAGGAAGACAUUCGAUGCCGCCUGAAAGAGCACGGAGGCAAGGGAGAUAUGGUUCUGCAGGAACUGCUGGAUGCCCAGGAGGCAAGUUUUCUGGGAGGGUUGCUGGACGAGGAGAGCCCUCCUCCAAGCAUAGAGGAGGCCGCACCCGUUCAGGAAGUGCAUCAGCAACCGCAGGCUUGCAACCCAACUUCACCGACAGUGAUGGAAGAGGCAAACUCGGCGCCGCCAAGUGCGUGUCGCCUCGCCUCAGACCAGAUUCCAGCCGAGGAUGCAGAGACUGAGGCCGAGCAGGCAGAGCCACAGAAUAGUGUGUCCAAAGCUCCUCAAGUCCCGAGUGUCCCGAUCUGGCUGCCCAUGCUUCAACCGUCAACUCCCUUGGAGCAAUCUUCCAAGCGGAAGAUCCAGUACGAUCGGCAGACGGAGAGGCUGAAGGCUGCCCUGGGCCCGGCGCCGAAGGCGGUCAGCGUCCCUUCGGCACACGACCUCGAUGUCCGAGGCAAAGCGCGGGAGGGAGGUGCCCAUUACUUUUGCGCCAUGAGACGCCUGUUUGGCCUCAGCAAGGAAGAGGCACCCGCACAGAAAGAAGCUCCGAGCCUUCAGGAGGCUUCAUCUCGCAUCGACGAGCAGGUGUCCAACCUCGAAGCCAAGAUCAAAAAGACCGAUGAGGAGAUCAAGACCUUCGUUGCUCAGGGGAGCUCCAACCCAACGGCCAAGUCCAAGGCACUGCAGGCCAUGAAGAAAAAGAAAAUGUACGAGCAGCAGAGAGAUCAGCUGCUCAGUACGCAGUUUAACGUUGAGAACCUGGCAUUCCAGCAGGAGCAGGCGGAGAUCACGGCCAUCGCGGUGCAAGCUAUGCAGACAGGUCACACGCAACUGAAGGAUCAAACCAAGCAGAUGGACAUCGCAGCGGUCGACAAGCUCACAGAUGACAUGGCAGAUUUGCAGGAUGAGAUGAAAGCCAUCAACGAGGCCCUGGCCCAAGGAUCUAUGGUGCCCGAUGGGGCCACCGACGACGAGCUGGCCAACGAGUUUGCUAAGCUCGAGGAGGAGAUGGCCGCAACGGCGCUGGCUGGAGGGGCUCUCCCCGACUCGGGUGUCCCCGCCAAAGCGGAGGGUGCGGCGGAAGUGGCUCCGGCACCCCGGGAGGCGGAGGCAGCUGCUGUGCCGAGUGCACCGCCGUGA
Messenger RNA from Symbiodinium sp. CCMP2456, 1308 nucleotides. Lineage: Eukaryota; Dinophyceae; Suessiales; Symbiodiniaceae. The record is from the annotation of a GenBank genome assembly.